GGAGAGUCAUUUAUUACCCGCAUUCUACUGAUAAAGAAGCCUACGCCCGGAUAAUAAAUGACUCACCCUGGGGCAAACCACUGGAAGAGACGCUACUCAAGGGCUCUGAAGCCCUCAGGCGUCUCCCCAUCUUCCUGUUCCCUCUCCUUCACGCCAAGUCUAGGAAACGCGCGCUGCAGAGUCUAUGAUGAAACAGCCCUUUCUCUGGACGCCGAGCAAAACACAGGGCACCCCUGCCUGCUGUACACUUCUCAUCUUUGCCGUUGGAUGAGGUCGCUUGUAGGUCCAGCCUCUGCCUUAGGGCUGUCGGGUUGGAGGAAAGGCAUCAGUGUUCCAGUGAAGGACCUUUUCCAGGACACUCACGAUGACAGUUGCCAAGUCCUGUAGUAGGUCCUGGGUGAGGAAGCCUUGACUCAUGGGACAUAACAGCAUUGCUGGAUGCCUGGUACAUUUAAGAAACCUGACUGCAUAAGAAGCACUCUACAUGGGCAGAGGAUGUUACCUGGAAUCAGAGCACUAAAUGAUCCUGACUUUUCUUGAUUUGAAUGUGCUGCCCUCCAUUUCAAGAUGCCUUUGCACUUCUGAUAAAUGCAAACUGACAAAUCUCCAGGCCACGACAGAGGGGAAAUCAUUACUGCUUGAAGCCUGGAAGACUGCCCUUAAUAAAGCCAAGUCCCCAAUUGUUGUUGAAAUGCUGAGGAAGUUGCGGAGGAGGAGACUUUUUUCUUAUCCCACUAAAUACUACUUCUUCCUUCUUGUGUUUUUCCUGGUCACCUUCUCUGUUUUAAGAAUUCAUCAAAAGCCUGAAUUUGUAAAUGUUGGACAUUUGGAGCUGCUUGAAGAGAAUCCUAGUAGUAAUAUUAAUUGUACCAAAGUUCUACAGGGUGAUGUAGAUGAAAUCCAAAAGGUAAAGCUUGAGAUUCUAACAGUGAAAUUUAGAAAGCGCCCUCGAUGGACAAACUAUGACUACAUAAACAUGACCAGUGAUUGUGUUUCUUUCAUCAAGAAGCGCAAAUAUAUUGUAGAACCCCUUAGUAAAGAAGAGGCAGAGUUUCCAAUAGCAUAUUCUGUAGUGGUUCAUCACAAAAUUGAAAUGCUUGACAGGCUCCUGAGGGCCAUUUAUAUGCCUCAGAAUUUCUAUUGCAUUCACGUGGAUACAAAAUCAGAGGAAUCCUUUUUGGCCGCAGUGACUGGCAUUGCGUCCUGUUUCCGUAAUGUCUUUGUGGCCAGUCAGCUGGAGAGUGUUGUGUAUGCAUCUUGGAGCCGGGUCCAGGCUGACCUCAACUGCAUGCAGGACCUCUACCAAAUGAAUGCAGACUGGAAGUACUUGAUAAAUCUCUGCGGUAUGGAUUUUCCUAUUAAAACCAACCUGGAAAUUGUCAGGAAGCUCAAGUUGUUAAUGGGCGAGAACAACCUAGAAACGGAGAGAAUGCCAUCCAAUAAAAAAGAAAGGUGGAAAAAGCAUUAUGCAGUCGUGAAUGGAAAGCUGACAAACAUGGGGACCGACAAAAUACAUCCUCCUCUUGAAACACCUCUGUUUUCAGGCAGUGCCUAUUUUGUGGUCAGUAGGAGGUAUGUGGAAUAUGUGCUCGAGAAUGAAAAAAUACAAAAGUUUAUGGAGUGGGCAAAAGACACAUACAGCCCGGACGAGUAUCUCUGGGCCACCAUUCAGAGGAUCCCCGAAGUCCCAGGGUCACUGUCCUUAAGCCAUAAGUACGACAUGUCCGACAUGCAAGCGAUUGCCAGGUUUGUCAAGUGGCAGUACUUUGAAGGUGACAUUUCCAAGGGCGCCCCCUACCCGCCGUGCAGCGGCGUCCACGUGCGCUCCGUGUGCGUUUUCGGAGCCGGUGACUUGAACUGGAUGUUGCACGUGCACCACUUGUUCGCCAACAAGUUCGAUACGGACAUCGACCUCUUUGCCAUCCAGUGUUUGGAUGAGCAUCUGAGGCAUAAGGCCCUGGAGACAUUAAAACACUGACCCUUGGAGGCAGUUUUAGAAAUAAUUAGGAGGCAUGAGAUGUACCCCAUUUGAUUCUUCCGCCUACAGAAUCUAACUCUUCAAGCCAGAGAAGCUCUAUGGUUUCUGCAGAGCAGGUCGGUUAGAAAGGUUGUAGCCUUCAGGCUUGACUUAGAGUCAGUGAGAGGGUAGGGCAGGUUGCAGGGCGUUGUGCAGGGGAGUGGUCCGGGCGGCUGGGGAAGAGGUUGAACGCCAGUUAUCCUGUUAAAGAGCUCAGGGACUGAACAAAACCCGAAGGUUUGACCUGUGCCAAAAUUACUUGGAGAGCUUUAAAUACGAUAGUUUUUCCUGAUUUGAAUAGAUUUAUAGCAACAGCCAACAGUCAGGAUGUAA
Kogia breviceps (pygmy sperm whale) is the source of this 2350-nucleotide messenger RNA. The record is from RefSeq and is a predicted model, not a curated record. NCBI's taxonomy places the organism in Eukaryota, Metazoa, Chordata, Mammalia, Artiodactyla, Physeteridae.